GGAACAAGAAUUUCUGAAACCAAUUUUCAUUUCGUCCUGUACACGUCGGCUUUGAAUCUUCAGAGCUGUCAAUGGCGUGUUUAUCACCCCUACUCAUUUAUUACAUUUACCACUCUGCCACUCACUUCUCGUGUAGUCUCUUCGUCUCUCUAUCUCUAUCUGUGCCACCACUAUAUGUCUAUAUCUCUAUCUCUAUCUAUAUCUAUAUCUAUACAUCUACAUCUAUACACUCAAUGCUCAACAACCCUCACCAACUGUUCUAGGGUUAGGGUUUUACCCUCCGUUUAUUUCGCUCCCAUUUCAAACUUCCUCAACUUCGAUGAACUCCGAUUCUUCAAUCAAUCUACACCUACAGGUUGAAGAAAGUGAGUUUCCGCUUCUACAUUGUUGUUCUCUAAUAAAAGGUUGGAAAUGCAGUUACUUUUUAUUGGGUCCUGAAUUUUGACUUUCUGAUAUAUAUAACCUUAAUUUUGAAAGUGAUGGAUGAGAGGCGGCAUUCCGUUGAUAUCCCUAUUUCGAAAACUCUGUUAGCACUUAGGAGAGUAAGGUCACUUAGGGAUCCAUCAACUAACUCUUUGAGCAAAUUCUCUGCUUUGGUUGAUAAUUUGAAUUGGGAGACAAAUUCAAGUAAUGGGAUUACUCUAGGAUUUGUCAAUGGUUGUGAAGAAGGUGGCAUGGAUAAUAAUGUUAUCUCAGGAUCAAAAAAUCCAGGCUUAUAUGGACACAGGGAGGAAAAUGUUAGUGAUCUUGAGUUGUAUUAUGGUUCGAGAAAACCCAACUCUAAGUUUAUUUCAUAUGAAAAUUCAGGUUGGGUUGGAAACACAGGUUCUGUUUCCCUAAGGACCAAACAUGUUGUAGGAUCCGGUUGUAGAUCAUCAAAUCAGGAAAUGGGUUGCGGAAACAAAUCAUUAAGCAAAAGAUAUUGCAGUGAUUAUAAGGACAAGGGAUUGGACUUCACAUGCAUCACACCUUCUAGUGAUCAUUUGGAGGGUGAGGGUUCAUCUAAUGAACCAGUUGGAGGAUCAUUGCAGACAGAGAGAAUAGAUCUUAAUGCAACAAAGCAGAAAUACCAAUAUAAAAAGCAAGUUAUAUCAACUAGAGUGGCAUCGGGUGAUGUCGUGAGUCGUACAGGCAGUCCAAGCUUGUCCAUGAGUGAUGGGCGAUUGGGAGGGUCAAGUCGCAGCGCAUCUUUAUAUGGAAACGAAGAUGUUGAUCUUGUAGAUCACGAUCAUCGUGGAUGUGGGAUAAGCUGUUGCUGGUCAAGAACCCCAAGAUUUAGAGAAUCAAAUCUUCCUUCUGAUGUAGAAGACCAGCCACUGUUAUCAGGGGAAGGAGGCAGCAGACAUCAUUCUGGACAAGGAAAGACCUGGAAACACAUUAAUAGUGAAAUCAUCCAGUAUUCAGAAAGUCCUAGAAGUCUCAGUCUGAAAUUCAGACCAAAAUCUUUCAAUGAGCUUGUAGGACAAAAUGUGGUAGCAAGGUCUCUUUUGAGUGCCGUGGCAAAUGGGAGGAUCACUUCCUUUUAUCUCUUUCAUGGUCCCCAUGGAACAGGUAAGACUUCUGCCUCAAGAAUUUUUGCCGCCGCUUUGAAUUGUCUCACACUUGAUGAGCAUAGGCCAUGUGGUAUGUGCCGAGAAUGUCUCUUGUUUUUUUCUGGAAGAAACAAAGAUGUCAAGGAAGUGGAUUCUGUGAGAAUCAAUCGAACUGAUAGGGUUAAAUCUCUUAUUAAGAAUGCAGCCAUCCCUCCAGUUUCCUCAAGAUUUAAGGUUUUCAUAAUUGAUGAAUGCCACUCGUUACGAGGACAAACAUGGGCAACUCUUUUGAAUAACCUAGGGGACCUUCCUCGACACGUUGUCUUUGUAGCGAUCACUCCCUACCUUGAUAAGCUACCAAGAAAUGCAGUGUCACGGGCCCAAAGAUACCAUUUUCCAAAGAUAAAAGAAGUUGAUAUUGCAAGCAGAUUAGGGAAAAUCUGUGUGAAAGAAGGACUUGACUUUGACCACAUGGCUUUGGAGUUCAUUGCUACUAAAUCUAAUGGUUCACUUCGGGAUGCAGAGAUGAUGCUUGAACAGCUGAGCUUGCUUGGCAAAAGAAUAACAAUGGCUUUGGCAUAUGAACUAAUUGGAGUUGUUUCUGAUGAUGAAUUGCUAGAUUUACUGGAUAUGGCUUUGUCAUCUGACACAUCAAAUACAGUUAGAAGGGCAAGGGAGUUGAUGAGAUCAAGGAUUGAUCCUAUGCAAUUAAUAUCUCAGCUAGCAAAUCUCAUAAUGGACAUUCUUGCUGGAAAAUGUGAGGAAGUUACUUCUGAAGCCAGGAGAAAGUUUUAUGGAAGACACACUUCUGAAGCAGAUCUGCAGCUACUUAGUAAUGCGCUCAAAAUACUCUCCGAAACAGAGAAACAAUUGAGGACAUCAAAAAAUCAAACGACAUGGCUCACUGUAGCACUUUUACAGUUAAGCUCUGCAGGAUCUUGUUCCUUGGAUGCAGAUGAUUCGAGGUUGAGUGUGAGAACAGUACACCCAAGAGGUGGUGAUUUUGGCUGCACAUCAUCUGCGGAUCUUGUCACUUGUGCAUGUUGCAAUAAUGAAUCACUGAAAUUAGGAAUUCAGGAUGGUAAAGAAACACUGGAAUCUAUCUGGAAGAGAGCUAUGGAAUUAUGUCAAUCAAAUUCACUCAAAAACUUUCUCAGGAAAUGGGGAAAGCUGUCUUCUGUUUAUUUUAACCAUGGUCUGGCUGUAGCUGAAUUGGAAUUCCAUCAUCCUGACUAUGUUGCUAAAGCAGAGAAGUCAUGGAAAUUGAUUGCAAGCUCGCUUCAGUCUGUACUGGGUUGUAAUGUAGAGAUAAGAAUCAACCUUGUAAAUUGUGGUUCUAUUACAAAGUAUGCCAAAGUGAAGAAGCCAUCCUUCAGCUUGUUCAAUUGUUCACGUAGAAUGUGCCCCAAGUCACAAUCCACCACUGAACGUGGGAGUGACCCAUCGGAUAACUCUGAUUUAACCUCUGAAAAAGCCAUGAUAAGGGACAGAUCUGUUCAAACCUGCUCUUCUGAUUGUGGGUCUCAAAUCUCACAUAAUUGCUCUCACAGAAAAGAAGCGGCUAAGACUAUAAGAAAUAGUGAAGGAAAUGCACUAAGCAUUAGAAAGAUUACGCCCCAAAAAUUACUACCAGAUGAUUUUCCAAAGCAUGGGUCCGGAGUUGAUUCUUCCAAAGAAGAGGGAAGUAACUGUGGUUGCCAGGCUAUAUCCGCUCAGGAGCCAGAGAAGCAGCCAAGCUGUUUCUUUAGAACCUUGAAGCUUCAUAAAAAGUUUCUUUCAUCAGACACUUCACAGAUGGUCCGCUUGAGAGUCCAGCCACAAAACAAGCUUCUGUUGUCUAUUCCCAGAGAAUCUUCUGAACCAUAUUUUCAAGCCGCAAAUCCUUAUAUUUUCUCCAACAGCUCUAACAAUUACAAUAACUGCUCCAGGGAUGUUGUUGGACCAAGGGAGGACUCAAAGUUUCAUUGUUCAAGAACCCUCACGUUUCCCUUUAGGAAGGCUUGGCAGCUGAGGCAUCGAUCACAAAGAGCACUUUUGUUCGAGUGGGUUCUACCUUGCACAGCUGGUUAGUAGUUCGGCAGUAUAUUUUGGAUGGCAAAAUUCUCCGGUGAUUGCAAGGACACGUUAAAGAAAUUCAUGCCUCGUGCAUUCUGCAAGUAAUGUAGCCGUAGACCUCGUAAUCACAUGUUCUGCCGGUGUCAUCAUAAUUUGGCAUUGUAAUAUGUUUUUGUGCAGCUGAAUUUGGGGUGCUUUUGGAAACAGAAUGAUAUUGUUUUUCAUAUUACUUGUAUAGAUAAAUGGAGAAUUUAAAUGU
This is a messenger RNA of Cornus florida, 3846 nucleotides long. RefSeq names its product protein STICHEL-like 2. Bases 480 to 3602 code for a protein of 1040 amino acids. NCBI's taxonomy places the organism in Eukaryota, Viridiplantae, Streptophyta, Magnoliopsida, Cornales, Cornaceae. Gene Ontology annotation, molecular function: DNA binding; DNA clamp loader activity; ATP binding. The record is from RefSeq and is a predicted model, not a curated record. Gene Ontology annotation, biological process: DNA-templated DNA replication; DNA repair. The transcript has 9 exons. Gene Ontology annotation, cellular component: nucleus; DNA replication factor C complex; DNA polymerase III complex.